This is a messenger RNA of Triticum aestivum (bread wheat), 1675 nucleotides long. RefSeq names its product protein PSK SIMULATOR 1-like. Gene Ontology annotation, biological process: positive regulation of growth. The record is from RefSeq and is a predicted model, not a curated record. The transcript has 9 exons. Lineage: Eukaryota; Viridiplantae; Streptophyta; Magnoliopsida; Poales; Poaceae. Bases 799 to 1269 code for a protein of 156 amino acids.
UGAGUGGAAGACUGCCGGUCAUUGUGAGUGGCAGAGCUGUAGCCUUCUCACAACAAUGCCCCUUUAAGAUGUCUUCUUAGUUCACUAAUCGAGUAUUGCGUGCUAAUUACUAGCCUCAAACACAGGUGUUUGUGAGUACAUUGCUUCCUCUAAUCUUACAGGAACCAGAAGCAAAAUUCGACAGUAGAGCAUUCGUCCCAGGUUCCGCAAACAUGAGCACCGUUUUCCGCUCUGCUCCCAAAGGAAGAAGGGUAUCGAUCCAAGCUUUUGAGGUUGCCAACACAAUUGCCAGGGCCUCCAGUCUCAUAAAAUCCCUCUCCAAGCAAAGAAUAAGGCACCUGAAAGAGGGCGUGCUUAGGUCUGAAGGUGUCCGCUGUCUUAUUUCUGAAGAUUACAGUCUGCUGUCCAUUCUCGUUGAAGAUGAUAUACGAGAAGAGUUGAGACUACUUUGUAUAGAGGUUGCCCGGCUUGGAGAUCUGUGUGAAGGCCCUCAAUGGCACAAUCUCAGUAUCUGCAGAUGUGGUUCUGCACUGCCAUCUAAGAACAACUCCAGUGAAGAAGCACCUCCCAGUUUGCAGUAUCUGAUAAAAUUGGCACAAAAUACAUGGGUUCUGCGCCAAGAAAUGCUAGCACUGGACAGACUUGAGCACACUCAUUAUGUGGCAGCUAUUCCUGUUAAGAAACAAAUUGAUGCUAUCAAGAGCCAAAGGGGUGCGGUGAAGGUCUUGAAAAGGAAAUCGCUCUGGUCGAAGAGUAUGGAAGAUGUAAUAACGCAUGAGGAAUUGAGGACGAUGACUUAUGAUUAGUGCUUCUUCAAUCCAGCUAAAAGCUUUGGCAUUGGCAUCACCAGCGGUUCCUCAAAAUGCUCGGGUGGCUUUAUACCAAGCACUGCCUCCUCGGAUCAAACCAGUCCUGCAUACCCAACUGCGGCGGCGUUUUCCCCUCGGAGAAAAGCAGACCAUGACGGUAGCAGAGGUGAGAGCUGAAAUGAACAGGGUAUUGCGGUGGCUUGUGCCAGCUGCAGAAUCCACCAGGCUUUGCCUUCAAGAAUGGGCGAUGAAAGGGAUGGAGGGUGUCAAUGUUGACGAAACAAACUGGUUCGAACAAGAGAAUCAUGUCAGUGUCGGUUCCAUGCUCGCUCAUGCAGAUGCCAAAGUGAGCAAGGUAGAGACGCUGUACUACGCCGACAAGGAGACGACCGAAGGUUACAUAGCGGAGCUUGUUCUGGCUCUUCAUCUUCUUGUUUCGCUGCCUACGGAGGAGAAGUGAGUCCAAGCUGAAGGCACUGAUGAACAGUUGAGGCGAGCACAACUUGAAGCAUCUGAAUUAACUUAUCGUCGAAUCUACGCUGUCGAAGCAAUGAGGGGAUAAGGCAGAGCCAUGGAUGCCUGAUUUUUUCGCCCUCUUCAGAUGCGUCAAACAGUUAUAACGCUGAGGGAAAUGACCUGAUUCUUGUGAAGUUUCAGCUGUAAGCAGGCUCUCUGUUGUUUCUGAAACUUCUCCAAGAACUCUGUUCACUCAGUCUUAUAUAUAGACAACUAGUAAAUGAUAACCUCACAUUUGUGCAGUUAGAUUUUCUGCAUCUUUUUAGACAUGUUGCUUUAUAUUUGAACACGCUAUUGUAUACACAAAAUUUAUCCAGUACUUCUUAUCUGCUGUAUACAAAACAAAAUAC